Messenger RNA from Penicillium paradoxum, 1200 nucleotides. RefSeq names its product PH domain-containing protein. The transcript has a single exon. NCBI's taxonomy places the organism in Eukaryota, Fungi, Ascomycota, Eurotiomycetes, Eurotiales, Aspergillaceae. The record is from RefSeq and is a predicted model, not a curated record. Bases 1 to 1200 code for a protein of 399 amino acids.
AUGAAUACAGUGCUUACUCGGCCCUCAUUCUGUGAGGCCAAGACCCCAAUCAUCAAAGUCCCCGAACCUGGCCCCUCAUCUUAUUUCCGCCCGCCUCGCAACGGCGGAAAUUUAGGUCCCUUUUCACCUGUGAACGAGAAUGGAAGUUUCGAGUUCGAUCGGGUCUUGAAAUCGGGAAGGGUUUCCCGCCGAGUCAAGCACAAGCAUGUCUUUCGCGCCUCAUGGAAACAGGCCUACCUCGUACUCCGACCGAACCUCCUUUCCGUGUACAAGGAUGAAGAAACAACCCGCCUCCGUGUCUCGAUUUCCCUCUCUGAAGUUACCGCCGUUGCACCCGUGAAGUCUCCGCGAUCGACCCGCCAGCACGUUUUCGGCGUCUUUACUCCAUCGACCAAUUACCGCUUCGAGGCCCCGACUGAGCGCGAUGCGGAAGAUUGGAUCCAGCGUAUUCGUGCGGAAACCCCCGGCAACGAGGACGAGCAAGCUUUCCUGGCCUUGGCCAAGAAGCGCGAGCUCCCCUCCAUCAACAAACAACUUGUUGACGAGACAACCGAUCACUCUGAUUUCGACCAUACUGGCCGCGCCAGCUCGCCCGAGCCACGCCACACGCUGUCCCCGCGCAGUAACAAUGCCCAGAAACUCCCUUACAUCCAGGAUUACUCGGGCAACGAAAUCUAUUCACAUUCAGAGUUCUCGGAUGGACCCGCCCCAACCCGUCAUCACCAGUUACGUUCUAUGCCGUCUAUCCAUUCCCUGUCUCUUUCGGCGCAAGACGAUAAAUCAGCACCCCUACCAUCCGCAUCUUUGCCUCGAGACACAGCCAAGCAGUCUGACCUGGGUAUCCUGCGUGACCCGGAGCGAGUCAUCUGUCAGGGGUACCUGCAGGGGCUGCGCAUCCAAGGGACCGUGCGGCAAUGGAAAAGGCUCUGGGUUGUGCUGCGAUCUAAGAGUCUGGCCUUCUACAAGGACGAAGCGGAGUACUCUGCCAUCAAGAUCAUCCCCAUGUCUCAAGUUUUUGAUGCUGCAGAGGUGGAUCCUUUGUCUAGGUCGAAGAAGUUCUGCAUGCAGAUCAUCGCCGAAGAAAAGACCUAUCGCCUUUGCGCUCCAGAGGAAGAAUCCCUCGCGCGCUGGUUGGGCUCUUUGAAAAGUAUUUUGGCUGCACGCAGGAAAUUGGAGCCCGCCCCGGGCCCCUCUGGAUAA